UUUAUUUGGGUUGGUGGUGGAAUUACUGAAAAGCCCUCGAUAUAACACUAUAUUUCCGUCCUCGAGCCCUAAAAUAGCCCUCACUGUACAUUCAGCCUCAAUCGACAUUCUCAAAGAGCACGGACUGGGAACGAGUCCAGAGAAAUGGAGCAUGGGUCGUAUCAAAAUCCAAGUGCAUCAACAUUCUCAGUAACAGAUGAGGAUCACACUCUUGCUAACUCCCUUAGAUUGGUCCUUAACAAAGAUCCACGGGUAUCGUUUUGUGGAUACAGCAUUCCUCAUCCUUCUGAAGCCCGGGUUAAUGUUAGGGUGCAAACAACAGGUGAUCCAGCUGGCGAGGUGUUAAAGGAUGGUUGCCAAAAUUUGAUAAAUAUGUGUCAACAUGUGAGAAAGACCUUUGAUGAUGCAGUUGACAAGUUUAAGAGCACCAAAGCUAGUGAAACUGAAUCCAUGGAUGAUGAUAGUCCAUGAGCUACUUAUUGCCGCUCGUCAACGAAUACAAGUGUUAGUAGGAGUAAUGCUAGUACGACCAUUCAUGUUUUAAAAUGCUUAUGUUUCCCUCCUUGUUCUUGCUCUCGACUCAACAUUCUUGUAUGCUUUUGCAAAAUUGCCAACCAAAAUACUUCAUUCUUGGAAGAUACACUUUACUUUUUCUUAGAUCACAACCAAGACUACGCUUGUUUC
This is a messenger RNA of Spinacia oleracea (spinach), 684 nucleotides long. RefSeq lists its product as uncharacterized. Gene Ontology annotation, cellular component: RNA polymerase I complex; RNA polymerase III complex. The record is from RefSeq and is a predicted model, not a curated record. Gene Ontology annotation, biological process: transcription elongation by RNA polymerase I; transcription by RNA polymerase III. Bases 145 to 471 code for a protein of 108 amino acids. Lineage: Eukaryota; Viridiplantae; Streptophyta; Magnoliopsida; Caryophyllales; Amaranthaceae. The transcript is spliced from 4 exons. Gene Ontology annotation, molecular function: DNA binding; protein dimerization activity.